Messenger RNA from Melanotaenia boesemani (Boeseman's rainbowfish), 9149 nucleotides. It is a transcript of the gene unc13c, whose product is annotated as protein unc-13 homolog C. NCBI's taxonomy places the organism in Eukaryota, Metazoa, Chordata, Actinopteri, Atheriniformes, Melanotaeniidae. The transcript is spliced from 33 exons. Gene Ontology annotation, cellular component: neuromuscular junction; presynaptic active zone cytoplasmic component; terminal bouton. Gene Ontology annotation, biological process: synaptic vesicle priming; dense core granule priming; neuromuscular junction development. The record is from RefSeq and is a predicted model, not a curated record. The coding region runs from base 1 to 7779 and encodes 2592 amino acids. Gene Ontology annotation, molecular function: syntaxin-1 binding; diacylglycerol binding; calcium ion binding.
AUGGUUUCUGCCCUAAUCCAGACUGUAUCAUCCUAUUUUGAAAAGAUUUGCAAAGGAAUGUUUACAAAGAAAUUGGCAAACCCAAUAAAGAAGAAAGAAAGAAGCGAAAAUAAAGAGUCCAAAUUGACCACUGAUUUGCAAGCACACAAUCUAACUCUCUCUACCACUCUGAAAACUACAGUUAAAAAGAUUUCCAAAUGCUCUUCGGCACGUAACAUAUCGCUUGAAGAAGACGACGGAAAGAACGACUGCUCAUCUCUGUCACCCACAUUCAGUUAUCGUGUAGCUAUAGCUAAUGGACUCCCCAAAAACUCUCUUUUUUUGAAUAAUAAUGAGAGUAUCUUUCCUGAGGUUUUUUCAGUUGAUAGCAGCAAUUCUGACCUCUUGAGUGAGACAAAACCUGUCCGGAGACUGGAUGAACAUAAAUCACACACUAUGCCAGUAAGACGAAACAGGAAGAGCCUUAUCAGUUUGGCUCCCUCUGAUGGCAGUUCUGAGGGUGAACGAGUGGAACGCUCCAGUUUACACACACUUAGGCUGGGUGCUCUACGCAAGUUAAGAAAAUGGAAGAAGAGCCAGGAAUGUGUUUCUUCAGACUCUGAGGUGAGCAACUGGAGGAAAACCUUGGGCAUCCGCAGCAAAUCCUUAGAUCGUGCUGGGCGGCAACAAAAAAGCUCAACUCUGGAGCCUGGCUCCUCAUCAACAGGCUGCAUCAGUCAGACGCAGGAUGUUAUGGAAAUGAUCUUUAAGGAGCUUCAGGGGAUCAGCCAGAUAGAGACAGAACUAUCUGAGCUUCGUGGCCAUGUAAACGCAUUAAAGAGCUCCAUUGAUGAGAUCUCCAGUAGUGUGGAAGUAGUUCAGAGUGAGAUUGAACAACUUCGCUCAGGAUUCGUCCAGUCUAGAAGGGAAACACGUGAUAUUCAUGACUACAUAAAGCAAAUUAGCCACCAGGCCAAUAAUUCAACCUUGCGAUUCCUAAAUGUUCCCGAAGAAAGGUCAGAGAAAACAGAAAGUCUAAUAUAUAAAAUACUAAAAGAGAAAAUGGGUUUCACCGAUGCCCAUAAGACAAUUAAAAUUGAGUUAGCUCAUAGAUUAGGGCAGCAAAGAGAAUGUUCUAAUGCAAAACCCCGCCCUAUUAUUGUCAUUUUUGCAACACCCCAAGAUAGGGAUGUAGUCUUGAAAAAGUGUUACAAACUCAAAGGAACAGGCAUUACCGUCUCUACCGAUAGCUUACCUCAUGAUGGAAAAGAGAGAAAAGACAAAACAAUGUCAUCCUCACAAACAUAUGAAAGCAUGGAUAUAAAGGUUUCAGGAAAGGAUAAAGUAGUGGAAAGUGAUGACUGGGACUCAAUGGACAGUGAUAAAGAACUGGAGGAAUUAAGCAGAAAUAAAUAUGCAAUGGUCAUUUCAAAGCCUGUUCACAAGACCAAAUCAGACAAGAGGCGGUCCCAUGACCAUAACCGACCAGGAGAUGAAGCAGGCUACUCAGGCACAGUUCACUAUGCUGAUGACUCUUACUAUGACCCAGAUAAGCAUGCCAAGGCUUACUAUUCUGAUUUGACUCCCGGUUGGCUUUCUCAGAGUGACUAUUCAACCCCAAAACUUAGCCGUUCUGAGUCUGACUGUUCAAAACUUUGUCAGUCAUACUCAGAAGACUUCUCUGAGAGUCAGUACUUCACAAGGGCAAAUGGCUGCUCCCUACUGUCCUCCUCUGAUCAGGAACUGUGGCAGAGAAAACAAGAGGAUAUGGCCUCCUCUUGGUAUGCUAGCCCCAGUCAUCCUCUUAGCCAUGAUAAUCAAACUUAUGAACAUAAUGAAGUUGAGACAACAGAAACUAUUGACAGUGGGGUUAGCAAUGGACUUGUCUGUAUGUCUGGGGAUAGAAGCCAUUACAGUGGCUCCCAGCUUUCUUUGCAAGGUGAUCUAUCACCAUGGAAAGAUUGGCAUCACCUGGAGCAGGGUGCGGACUCUGGCUUGGAGGCCUCCAUUGAGGUUAGCAGCCCGUUUGACCCAUCAACCAUCCCUGGUUUUCCAGAAAACAUCACUAAAUGUCAGGAAGUUGAUUUGCAGUUUGAGGGUGAUGAGGAAUUCAUGAUGCUAGACAGAGAAUCAUCCUUACCACCUAUAACCACCCACAUUAUUCCUCCAAUAACAGAACGGGAAUCUGUCAAGACCUCUGGCCGACAAUCUAAAGAGAGAAGUAAAGUACUCACAAAAGACAGUAUGAAGGUAUCAUCAAAAGAUGCUUCUAAAGCUGCUGCUAAAGUGACACACAAACAAAGUAUAUUGACUCCUAAAGAAGAAACCACCAAAACAAUGCCAAAGGAAAGUGCCAAGGUAUCUGCUAAGGUUUCAUCUAAAGUAUUAUCAGGUAAAGCACCCCCUAAAGAAUCAGCUAAAGAGUUAACACAAUCGGCCACUAAAGAAAGCUCUCAAUCUAUCCCCAAAGAAAGUCCAAAAAUCACAUCUAAAGAAACCUCAAAGCCAGUGGUUAAGGAAGUCUCUAAAGUAACAUCAAAGCUAAGUUCUGCUGAGGCUGUCAAGGUCACUUCUAAAGCGACACCAAAAGACAGCCCUAUAAUGACUCCUAGAGAAAGUCCUAAAGAGUCACCUAAAGAGAGCCCUAAAAUAACACCAAUUGAUACACCUGUCUUGACCCCUGACUCAACCCCUAAAGAGUCCCCUAAAGAGUCUCCUAAAGUUAUUGCUAAGGAAUCCCAUCAAACUGCAUCAAAAGAACCCUCACAAGUUGCAUCAAAAGAAAGUGUAAAGGUUGCUGCUAAAGAAAUUACCAAAGAAGCUUCAAAAAUACCCCCAAAAGACACCCUAAAAGAGAUACCUAAAGUAGCUUCUAAUGAGAUGGUAAAAGUACCCCCUAAAGAAGUUUCUAAGAUUUCACCUAAAGAAGCUCCUAAGGUUGCUGCUAAGGAGAGUCUGAAGGUGAUCCCCAAAGAGACUUCCCAAGUACCUCCAGCAGAAAUCCCUACAGGAGCACCCAAAAUGGCUUCAAAAGAUGCUGCAAAAGAAACACCCAAAGCCCCAAAAGAAACCACCAAACCAGGUCCCAAAGGAAAAUUCCCUGAACUUGAUGUUAAUCACAGCUUUCACCAGACCCAGACCAAGUCCUCAAGUAUGUAUCGCAGCCAGAGUGAGAUUCGAACAGAGAAAGUUGAGGAAGUUCCCAAAUCUUGGAGCAGUAGACUUAGCAUUGAUCUCAGUGAAAAGUCCUUUGGAUUUGGCUUUGGAUCUACACUUCAGAGAGCUAAGUCAGCUCUGGAGGUUGUCUGGAAGUCUGGUGCACAAGGUACUCCUGCUCCUCCAGAGGAAACAACCAACUCCUCUUCCUCAUUUAUGGGGCGUUUCCGCACCCUGUCCACUUCUACUGCAAAUAAUUCGAAUACUACAGUAGAUUCAGAUGUUCACACAGAGCCAGUCCCCUAUAAAGCAAAGGAAGAUAAAACAGAUGCAGAAGCAAUAGAACAACCAGUGGACAGUGAGACCCACUAUGUUGAAGUGAUGGAGCAAGUACUUGCCAACCUGGAAAACAGGAAUAACACAAAUGAGACUGAGGAGACAACUGAGUCUGUGCAAGAGUGUGAGACUUCUCAGGACUAUGAUGUGUCUGAUGAUGUUGAUGCAUCUAAAGACAAUGAUGCCUCUCAGAAUAUUGAGUCCUCUCAAGACUUUGAAGCCCCAGAUGACUAUGAGGCAACGAAAGAAGCACACGUUUUGGAGUAUGACUGCAGCUUGGAUGAGCAGUAUGAUGAAGAGUACAGUGAGGAUUAUGAAGCCCAACUCACUGAGGACACUGCUGAAUAUGAUGCAAUGGUGGAGUAUGUUGAUGUAGAAGAACCAGAGACUGAAGACAAUGAUGUGACAGAAGAAAUGGAGGAGGGUGAUGAGGAGUUAGAAGAGGUAGAGGAGAUAGCAGAAGAGGCUGCUGAGGUGUCUGAAAAACUGGAAGAACAGCAGGAGGAUGAAAACUAUAAUGUUCCUGAGGAGAAGCCUGUGGAAGCACCACCUAAGAAACGUGUUCGACCCACAUUCAAGGAAGCAGCACUGAGAGCCUACAGGAAACAGAUGGCUGAACUGGAGCAGCAGAUCCUAGCAGGGGACGCCAGUGCUUUGGAAACUCAGCCUCGCAGUAUUUUGGAUCCCAAAUUGCUGGGUUUGCAGUCUGGAGGGGCUGGCAGUAUACUUUAUGGUAUUGACAGCAUGCCAGAUUUACGCCGCAAGAGGACAGUGCCUCUUGUCCGAGACCUGGCUUUGACACUCACUGCUCGAAAGGCAGGCAUCUCGUUUGCUCUGGUGAGCCGUUCCACACUGAACAACGAGGAACUGAAACUCCAUGUCUUCAAGAAGACUCUCCAGGCUUUGAUCUACCCAAUUUCAUCCACAACACCCCAUAAUUUUGAGGUGUGGACAGCAACUGCUCCCACCUACUGCCAUGAGUGCGAGGGUCUUCUGUGGGGUAUUGCCCGUCAGGGUAUGCGGUGCUCUGAGUGUGGCGUUAAAUGCCACGAGAAGUGCCAGGACCUGCUCAAUGCAGAUUGUUUACAAAGGGCUGUGGAGAAAAGCUCCAAACAUGGGGCAGAAGAUAAGACCCAAACUAUCAUCAUGGCAAUGAAGGAACGCAUGAAGAUAAGGGAGAAGAACCGCCCUGAAGUGUUUGAGGUGAUCCAGGAGAUGUUCCACAUUUCCAAAGAGGACUUUGCCACCCAUCUGAAGACAGCCAAGCAGGCUGUGCUGGAUGGGACCUCCAAGUGGUCUGCCAAGAUCAGCAUCACAGUCAUGAGUGCACAGGGUUUGCAGGCCAAGGAUAAAACCGGCUCCAGCGACCCUUACGUCACAGUCCAGGUUGGCAAGACCAAACGUAGGACAAAGACCAUCUUUGGCAACCUCAACCCUGUCUGGGAGGAGAAGUUCUACUUUGAAUGUCACAAUGCAACUGACCGCAUAAAGGUGCGUGUCUGGGAUGAAGACGAUGACAUCAAGUCACGGGUAAAGCAACAUUUCAAGCGGGAAUCAGAUGAUUUCUUGGGCCAGACCAUCAUCGAAGUUCGCACUCUCAGUGGAGAGAUGGAUGUUUGGUACAAUCUGGAUAAAAGAACUGAUAAGUCUGCUGUAUCUGGUGCCAUCAGACUGAAGAUUAGCGUUGAGAUGAAAGGGGAGGAGAAUGUUGCUCCUCCUCAUGGCCAGUACACCUGUUUACAUGAGAACCUGUUCCACUACCUGACUGAGGUGAAGAGCAGCGGAGUGGUGAAGAUCCCUAAGGUGAAAGGGGACGAUGCAUGGAAGGUCUACUUUGACGAUGUGUCUCAGGAGAUAGUGGAUGAAUUCGCCAUGAGAUACGGAGUGGAGUCCAUCUAUCAGGCUAUGACGCAUUUCUCUUGUCUGUCUGCCAAAUACAUGUGUCCUGGUGUGCCAGCAGUGAUGAGCAACCUGCUUGCUAAUAUUAAUGCCUACUUUGCCCACACGACUACCACCACCACAACCACGGCCUCUGCUUCUGACCGGUUUGCUGCCUCUAACUUUGGGAGGGAGAAAUUUGUCAAAUUGCUGGAUCAGCUGCAUAACUCAUUGAGGAUCGACCUAUCUAAAUAUCGGGAUAAUUUCCCUGCAGGAAACCCAGAGCGUCUCCAUGAUCUAAAGUCCACUGUUGAUCUGCUGACUAGCAUCACCUUCUUCAGGAUGAAGGUACAAGAGCUCCAAAGUCCACCGCGAGCCAGUAUGGUAGUGAAGGAUUGUGUCAAGGCGUGUCUAGACUCUACAUACAAGUACAUUUUUGACAACUGUCAUGAACUGUACAACCAGCUUCUUGACCAGAGCCGGAAGCAGGAGCUUCCCAGAGAGGAGCAGGGUCCAUCCAUAAAGAACCUGGACUUCUGGCCAAAACUCAUCACCCUCAUGGUAUCUGUAAUCGAUGAAGACCGCACGGCCUACACCCCAGUCAUUAACCAGUUUCCACAGGAGCUGAGUGUGGGCAAGAUCAGCGCUGAGAUCAUGUGGAACCUCUUUGCCCAGGAUAUGAAGUAUGCAAUGGAAGAGCACGACAAGCACCGCCUAUGCAAAAGCACCGAAUACAUGAAUCUUCACUUCAAAGUCAAAUGGUUCCAUAAUGAGUACGUCCGUGACCUGCCGGCCUUCAAGGGUGUGCCUCCUGAAUAUUCUCUGUGGUUUGAGCCAUUUGUCAUUCAGUGGCUUGAUGAGAAUGAGGAUGUUGCCAUGGAUUUCCUCAAUGGAGCACUUGAAAGGGACAAGAAAGAUGGAUUCCAGCAAACCUCGGAGCACGCCCUCUUUUCAUGUUCAGUGGUGGAUGUGUUCACUCAACUAAACCAGAGUUUUGAGAUUAUCAAGAAGCUUGAAUGCCCAAACCCACAGGCUCUGGCUCACUUUAUGUGCCGCUUUGCGAAGACUAUCAACAAGGUUCUUCUGCAAUAUGCUGCAAUCAUUUCCAAGGACUUUCCACUGUAUUUGAAUAAGGAGAAUGUGCCCUGCAUCAUUCUAAACAACAUCCAGCAGCUUCGUGUCCAACUGGAGAAGAUGUUUGAGUCAAUGGGCGGCAAACAGGAAGAGGGGGUUGUGUCCUUCUGUAAGCUGGAUGCAGAGGCCAGUGAUCUGCUAAAGGAGCUGCAGAAUAAACUCAACACAGUACUGGAUGAAUUGAGUGGAGUGUUUGGCUCCAGUUUCAAACCUGUGAUCGAAGACUGUGUGAAGCAAAUGAACCAAGAGCUGGUUCAAAUGAAAGGUUCAGCCAAAGGGAGCAAUGCCGCCAUGGAUGCAGAAACUGUCCUCCGGCCUCUGAUGGAUCUUCUUGAUAAAAAUUUGAUGUUAUUCGCCAAGAUUUGUGAGAAGACAGUCCUGAAACGAGUCCUCAAAGAGCUGUGGAAAAUUGUUCUGAACACCAUUGAGAGAACAAUUGUUCUGCCACCGCUAAGUGACCAGAGUCAGCAGGGAGCUCAGAUGAUCUUCAGUGCUGCCAAGGACUUGGGACAGCUUUCCAAACUGAAGGAGCAUGUCAUUCGAGAAGAAGCUAGGAGUCUGACACCACGCCAGUGCGCCGCCAUGGACCUUGUGCUUCCCACUAUCAAGCAAUACUUCCAUGCUGGAGGAAACGGGCUGAAGAAAACCUUCCUCGAAAAGAGCCCUGAUAUGAAGUCGCUUAAAUAUGCUCUCAGCCUUUACACUCAACCUACAGAUGCCUUGAUUAAGAAAUAUAUAUGCACCCAAACCUCUCAAGGUCAGUCAGCCAGUGGAUCAGUGGGAGAGGUGUCAAUGCAAGUGAAUCUCAUCUCUCACCCUGGCACAGGAGAGCACAAAGUCAGCGUGAAGGUGGUCGGCGUGAAUAACCUCAUCUGGCAGACCAACGCCAUGUUCCGACCAUUUGUUGAAGUGAAUGCCAUUGGGCCACACUUGGCUGACAAGAAGCGCAAAUUCAGCACCAAGACCAAGAAUAACAAUUGGUCACCAAAGUACAAUGAAACAUUCCAGUACGUUCUGAGUAACGAACACGGUCCAGAGGCCUACGAACUGCACGUCUCUGUAAAGGACUACUGCUUUGCCCGUGAGGAUCGCAUCAUCGGCAUGACAGUCAUCCAGCUCAGAGAGCUGGCGGACAAGGGCAGCUGCUCGGCCUGCUACCCGCUGGCGAAGAGCAUCGCCAUGGACGAAACAGGCCUCACCAUCAUGAGGAUACUCUCUCAAAGGACCCACGAUGAGGUGGCCAAAGAGUUUGUGCGUCUGAAGACAGACACGCGCUCAGCGGAGGAAGUAUCAUAAUGUGGAGCAAAAAUGCAGUAUUUAAAGUUGUGUUGUCUUCAGUGAGAGAUAGAAAGGAAAAGAUGGAGGAAAAGAGCGUGCAGUAGCAACAGUAUGUUGUUUUGGGAUAGACGCUGGAAACAGCAUCAGAAUGAGAAUGUCCAAAGAGAAGCGAAGGAGGCCCAAAUGCUGCAAGGCAGCAAGAGUGAGAGAGUUGUGUUUGUUUGUUUUUGUGCAUGUGUGUAAAACAUCUGUUGGAAUGUUCAUUUUAAAACUACAGUAUGUACAAGUGUUUACUUACCGUAUGCUUACUAUUAAGUAUUAUAUUCUAAGAGUUAUGUUAAUGAGACAUGAUACCUUUUGUACAACAUUUAGUCUUUUUGAACAGAGAUUUGUUCCAAUAAAGUGCCAAACCAGUGGAAAAAAAAAACAAAAUCAACGUAUAUGAAUUAUGGUGAAGUUAGUAUGUUUGAAAUUUGCUCGAUUAUUUUGUCUGGUGUAAGUCAUUUUCUGACAGUGUGGCGUUUUGAUUGUCGCAAAGUUGUUCAUUUUGCACCCUUGUUUUUUGGCUUCACGUUCUUCCACACUGCACUGUUGUGCAUGUCCUCUUCUCGGUCAUGUCUCUCCCAUGAUUCCACAGUGACCACAGAGCAGGGUCCUGUCCCCUUGCCUUCAAACUGUUUGUAUUUUAAGUCAACCUGAAAAUAGACCAUGUUUUUUUAAAUGGCGAUGACUGCUAUGUAAACCUUCAUAGGUGUUUGUAAUUUUAUAACCAUGACAACAAUGACGACAGCCUCCAGUGCUAACAGUCUAAGCAGAAAGGAUGGAAAUGUUUACGUUCUCUUCGGCUUUUUGUUGUUUCCUUUUGGCUUUCAGCUUCCAGCCUUUCUGAACGACCACUGUGAACAUGAGCUUUGGAAAACAAGCUUACAUGACAUUGCAGACAGUUUGAUAUUAUUGUUUCAUAUUUUUCCGAUAACUUUGUUCCUGAUAAACUGCCAAAGUUAUAUAAAAUAUUUGUACAAAAGCAAUCCAUUACAUGUAUGAAGAAAUAUAUGUACAUGUGAUCUAUUACUUUUUCAAUGCUUAAUAUUCGAUUGUUGAUAGGGUGGUACUAAGAUUUUAUUUUUUUUAUUUCCUGUGAAGCUGUUAUCAAUAUAAAAGUUGCACAUGUUACUUUACACAUUAGUUAUAUCAGCUUCUGUCAUCAGAUUUAUUUUUCUUCAUAAAGAAAGAGUCUAACAUUUGGUAAAUAUGCAACAUUCCUAUGUAUUGCACUGAUGGCGAAUUGUAUGUCAUGUAAAUAUAUUUAGUGAGAUAUUGUAAAAAAGUCUACUUUUCUUCUAUGUGCAUAAAGUAUGUGCAAAAUGUGAUAAAAAAAAAAAAACAUU